AGGGGAGGAGGUGGCGCACAGCAGAGUCUGGGCUUCAGGCAGACCACCACCACGGCCCCAUCCAGCAGCCUGGGCACUGAGGAGACCACUGAGGAUACCAUGACGGACGCCUACUCCCUGUCACCCACCAACACAAGCAAUACCUACUCCAUAGAGAUCCACACAGACGCCAUGGCGCCGCCGGCCUGGGGAACUACACCCUGGACUACAUCCAGUGCUUCACGUCUGUGAGUGUUGCCCGCCUGAGAAGGGCCCUAUGGGGCCCCAGGGGAAGAGUGGCCCCCCAGGGCUGGGAGGAGAGUGGGGACUUCCAGGUAGACUAAAGAAUAUAAAUAGUGUUGAUUUCAGUAUAGAUUGACUAAAAGUAUACAUAGUACUGUAGUGGAUAGUGACCAUGACUGUAGGUUGUGUGCGGUGUGCUUGCAGUUAUAUUGUGUGUCUUCAUGGUGUGUACUCCUAAAUAUCUCCUCAUAUCCCCAACCCUCCUACCUUCGCUCUUCCCCUCCUUCCCCCUGUCUUCUUUGUGUGUACCUGGAGAUAAGGGGGGUGUUGGACUCAUGGGGAACUCCUGGACUGGAUGGAAUGGCUGAAGUGACUGGACUGGAAGGAGAUAAAGGGAAGCUAGCCAAUUCUCAAAUACAACUGUUAAAGAAUGUAAUCUGGGUUUUUAUAUUUACAGUCCAAAGUGUGAGCUGCUAUGCUAUCUGUUAUCUCAUUCCUGAAUACGUUGUUAUCUGUUGCUGUUUUUCAUCAAAUCGCUAACUUUGAUCUAAAAUAGAGUAUUCAUGCUGGGGACUGAUAUCUAUCCUCAUGUGGUGACACAUUUCAGAUUCCAAUUUCUUAUGAUAGGUGACAAAGAAGAUCAAGGAAACAUGGGGAUGUUGGUGCCCUGGGGCUACUUGGGAGACAAGGAGAGAAAGGUAUACAAUACUCCCUAGAUUUCAUCAGAGUAAUGUGUAGUAACACUUGCAUCAUGGAGUAACACCACAUGGAGUAACAAUACAGAGUAACAUGAGGAAAUGCUAGUGCUAGAAGAUCACACUAUAUUAGAGGAGAAUAGUAGUGUUCUUAAACUGAAUGUAAACUGUUGUUUCACUAUCAAAUACUUUCUUGCUACAGUAAGUGACUAAGUUCCUUCUCACAGGUGACUUGGACCCCAAAGGAUAGAAAGGAGAACAGGCCUCCCUGGCUUGAAAGGAGACCCUGGAGAAAGGGGAGAGCUUGGGCAGAAUGGGACCCAGGGUAAGAAAGGUGACCCGGGUAGAAUAAGCCCUGCAGGACCCUCUGGGCUGCCUGUCCCG
This is a messenger RNA of Coregonus sp. 'balchen', 1301 nucleotides long. NCBI's taxonomy places the organism in Eukaryota, Metazoa, Chordata, Actinopteri, Salmoniformes, Salmonidae. The record is from the annotation of a GenBank genome assembly.